Molecule: messenger RNA, 1551 nt
Organism: Seriola dumerili (greater amberjack)
Lineage: Eukaryota; Metazoa; Chordata; Actinopteri; Carangiformes; Carangidae
Product: Na(+)/H(+) exchange regulatory cofactor NHE-RF3-like
Exons: 11
Coding region: 82-1284 (400 amino acids)
Biological process (GO): protein localization to plasma membrane
Cellular component (GO): apical plasma membrane
Molecular function (GO): signaling receptor binding; protein-membrane adaptor activity
Source: RefSeq, a predicted model, not a curated record
ACGGACUCUUUAUGGUCUGGUUGCUGUGGACCUUGUCCGUCCGGUGUCUCAGUCUGAGCAGGAACACACACUCAGGACUCCAUGAGCUCGUCCACAGACUGUCACGAUGCCAUGGACUUCCCACGUUUCACCUUUAAUCCAAAGGAGGGGAUUGAUAAUCCAGCUCUGGUCAUCACUGAUGAUCCUGAGCCGGAUCAGGCCGUGGUUCCCAGACUGUGCCAGCUGAAGCGUCUGGAGGGACAGAGCUUUGGAUUCUACCUGCGGAUGGAUCAGAGCAGCCGGAGCUUCGAGAUCGGGGAUGUGGAGCCGUGGAGUCCUGCAGAGCACAGCGGGCUCCGAGAUGGAGACCGGGUCCUGGAGGUCAACGAGGACUAUGUGGGCAACAUGGACUUCUUCAGGGUAGUGAGGAAGAUCCAGUCGUGUGGUUUACACCUCUUCCUCCUGGUGCUGAGGAGAGCCGAGUAUGAACAGGCUGUGUCUUCAGGUGUGGACCUGAAGACUCUGGCCCAGGUCUCCAAAGGGGACCGCUGGUCCAGACCCAGACUGUGUCACAUCAGCAGAGACCCAGAGAGAGGCCUGGGGAUGAGCCUCCUCUCAGUGGAGGGUCAGAAGGGUCAGUAUCUGGUGAGCACAGUCACUGGCGGUCCAGCAGAGAAAGCUGGAGUCUGCAGCGGAGACAGACUGAUCUGGAUCAACGGAGUCCUGGUCUCAGCGCUCACGCACUCCACUCUCAGCAGAACUGUGAAGAGGGGCGGGGCCUCGGUGACGGUGCUGGUCGCUGACCGUGAUAGUGAGGCCUCCUACCUCAGGAGAAAGAUGCCCAUCCUGCCUGUGGUCUCCGAGUGCUGCAGACUCCCCCACACCACCAAGGCCAUGCACCUGGCUAAAGGCCUGGACGGGUUCGGCUUCCUGCUGAGACAGGAGAGGCUGGCAGGCUCUCCACAGAUAGUCCAUGUGCUGAGGGAGGUGGAUGUGGGAAGUCCAGCUGAGUUGGCGGGGAUGGAGGAUGGAGACCUGCUGCUGGCUGUCAACGGGGAACCUGUUGAGUCCAUGGAGCAUGAGGACAUAGUCAAGAGGAUCAGACAGAGUGGAGACACAGUCAUCCUCACCUCGAUCUCCAUAACAGGAAGAGAAUUCUACAGAGAGUUGGACAUCUCUCCCCUGUUGUUCCAUCACAUCUGGACCCUGGACAGGACGCAGACCAAGAACCAGAGAAGACAGGAGACAGACUCAGACCAGUCAGGACCUUCAACCACACAACUGUCAGGCGACACUUUCCUGUGAUGUCAUCAGCUCAGAAGAGGAAGAGGAAGAGGAAGAGGAGCUCAAGUCUCUGGGACCAGGACCUGGAUGGUCUACAGUCUGUAGCGGACUUUGGUCUAUGACCAAAUCUAUAAAGAGAUUUUCUUUUUUCUGUCAAUUAUGAAAAUAACAUCAUUUAGUGAAAAUCCUUCUAAUACACUGAAAUAUAAUUUUCUUUAAUAUACUGUAAAGCACUAUAAUAUACUGUAAUAUACUGUAAGAUAACAGCUUUGUAAUGUCACUGAAAUA